Agrilus planipennis (emerald ash borer) is the source of this 1740-nucleotide messenger RNA. Its product is annotated as putative serine protease K12H4.7. Gene Ontology annotation, molecular function: serine-type exopeptidase activity; dipeptidyl-peptidase activity. Bases 271 to 1686 code for a protein of 471 amino acids. The record is from RefSeq and is a predicted model, not a curated record. The transcript is spliced from 11 exons. Lineage: Eukaryota; Metazoa; Arthropoda; Insecta; Coleoptera; Buprestidae. Gene Ontology annotation, biological process: proteolysis.
CUUGCAGGUUAACUUAGUUUUCCUUCUGGCCACUUAAUACAGUAAUUUGGUAGUUUUACCUGGAAAGUUUUCCGGGAGUUUUGAGAAUUGAAUUUUCGAACCCCUGUUACGAUCAAGUAAACACUCGGACAGAACACGUAACUAUAUCGAUGUUCAUAUCUAAAAGUAAAAAACAAUCUUAUCAUUAAUUUUAAUUUAUAUUCCGUUUCCUUCGGCUUUUUUCAUCACACAUUGCAAGAUACUUACAACAUUCACUAAUAUUUUGUUAAAAUGACAACAUUAUCCAGUUUUUUUCUACUACUGUGUAUUAUUGCUGCGGAGGGUCAAAUAUUUCGAAGGCGAUAUGGACCUCCCCCAGUAGAUGUUCCCAUCGGUAGAGCUAGUUCACCCGUCUGGGGUAAUAUAACUCAAAGGGUUGAUCAUUUCAAUCCUGCGGAUAAAAGAACUUGGUCAAUGAGGUAUAUAUACAAUGACGAAUGCUUUAAGAGUGGUGGUCCAAUAGUCAUAAUUCUUGGAGGUGAAUGGACCAUAGCAAUCGAAGGUUUAAUGGCCGGAGGCGUAUACGACAUAGCAUGCGAAAAUGGCGGAUAUAUGUUUAAUACUGAACACAGAUAUUAUGGGAAAAGUCAGCCAAUGAGUGAUUGGGCUACUGAAAAUUUAAGAUACCUUUCCACCGAUCAAGCUCUUGCUGACCUUGCCUACUUUAUUAAAUACCAAAAGGAGAACGUUAAAGCCUUACAAAACAGUACAGUUCUAGUAAUUGGAUCUUCUUAUUCUGCAACACUUGCCACGUGGGCUCGCAUCAAGUAUCCUCAUUUGGUUGACAUUGCUUAUUCCUCCAGUGGCCCAAUUAAUGCAAAACUGGAUUUUUAUGAAUACUAUGGAGUGGUCGGCGACAAUCUGGCUCUCGCUUCAUCGUCGUGUUUUGAGGUUAUUAAAUCAGCAACUUCUGAAAUUGAGACUUUACUUGAAACAGAAGAAGGUAUUGCCAAUGUGUCCAGAUUAUUCAAAACCUGCCAACCAAUAAACGUUACGGAGCCGUCCCGUUCUUUCUUCUUCAACACAAUAGCAGACACUUUUGCAGGAUUAGUACAAUAUGCAGGUCCAGGUGACAUCGAAAGAGGUUGUUUCCAAAUCGAAAAUGCGACAGGUUCUAAUGUAGAAAAAUUGGCUUCGUAUAUCAGAACACAGUAUGGUGACUCGUGCAUGGACUCAUAUAAUACUUAUGUAGAUGAAUACACACCAACUAAUAUCACUACAGAUAUGAGUCGCUUGUGGCUCUAUCAAAUUUGUGCAGAAUUAGGUUGGUUUCAAACUUCGGCAUCCGAAAGGCAACCUUUUGGUAACACGUUUGCUUUGGACUCAUUUACUCAACUCUGUAAAGACUUAUUCGGAGAGAAAUACGGUGAAGAAUUAACUAGUUUUUCUGUGAAAAGAGCAAAUAUUUUCAAUGGAGGUGACGCUCCAGAAAUAUCCCAAUAUAUUUCAGUGCAAGGUAGCGGUGAUCCUUGGUAUCCGGUGGGACUCCUGAAAAAUCUUCAUCCUACGAAACUAGCAUUUUUUGUUCAAGGUUCAUCCCACUCUGCCGAUCUCAGUUCCGUAUCAGAAAGUGAUUCCACGCAGUUGAGACAAACAAAACUUGCAGUACGUGAAACAAUAACGAAAUGGCUGGCCGAAAUAAAGUAAAUAUUUUAGGAACACGUGUAACAAUAACGAUCAUUACAGCAACUUUAUUUCAUU